CGAUUAUGUAUUCUCAGAUGAAAAUUUUACAUUCGAGCAUCUCCACAAUGCAUUCCAAAGAGGCAAUGACGGAGAUUAAGAAGCCUAAAUCUCCGUAUAUUUCUAAAGAUUGAAUUAAGCUUGGUCCUGAUUGCUCCAAUGAAGUUGCAAGGAAGCCAUUUGAUUCUAAUCAGUUAUAGUUUGCAGCUCUCUUAAGAUUCAUUCAAGUCAGGACAAUACUAAAGAGGAUUCUUACCAAUAUGAGAGAAAUUCAGCAAUGGCACAAAACUCUCGAUAUAGCAAGAGAUUGAAUAACCCAGAAACUUCCUUCUCAAAAAUGAAUUUUGACAAGAAUAUAAGAGGAAAAACAAACGCUGGCUACAUUAAAUCUGUUAUGGGCCGUAAUACCAACUAUGAGAACCUAAAUCAGUACAUAAAGAAGAGCAUGAGCAAGAAAUUGGAGAAUACGAGGAUAGACCUCUCUAGCUCGAUCAAUAAUUCUGAUUUUAAACAGCCUGUCGAGAUUUAUCGGAAGACUAAGGAUGGGAAAUUUAUCAAAGGAUUUGGGACUAAGGCUCAAAAUAUAGGAGCCAGUGCUAACAAGCACCUUGCAAACGAUUCCAAGGAAAGCCUGAACAUGGGUAGUUUUAACUCUAGAGAAAGAAAAUUUUCAAACCUAGAUGAUUCCGAAGGAGAAUCCCUUAUCAACAAACAAUGGAAAAAUUUGUCAAUGAAGAAGCAUGUUGGGACUCUCAGCCAGAUCGCUCAAGAGAUACCAAAGAAGUAUGGGAAUGUUGUUAAGAAGAUCCCUCAGCUUCAUUGAUUGAGCAAUCACAAUCAUAAUUUUAUUCGGAAGGGGAGCAGGUCUAUCAAAUCUAAGGACAAUAAGAACAAAGUACAUGUCUUCGAUUCUCAGAAAGCUAUUAUCCCAAAAAGUUACAGGAUUGAUCAAAUAGGACUUGAAAAUGAGUAUAUUCAAAUCAGAGAAGACCAGUUUAAGGGACCCAUAGAUCAGAGCUCAUACUCUAAGAGAAAAGAUCGAUGAGGAUUGCAGAGUUUACUCGGAAUAACACCUAAAAUUUCCGAUCAUAACUAUUUUGGAUAUCAUACACUUGAGAAUAGCCAGAUUGGUCCUAGCAACUUAGGGUGCUUAGAUGAAAAGUCUGACGAUAAGAUACCCUCUCAAAAGGAUAAAUCCUUAACAGAACUGAGAGUAAACCAAGCUUCUAGUAGAAUAUCAGAGAGUAGUUCUGGUGCAAACUGCAUGCUACAAAGACACUGUAGCAAGGGAAAAAUCACUGACUUUUACACAAUUUCGGAGAUAAUCAUUGGGAAAGGGUCCUACGGUGUUGUAAAAUUAGGUCACAGGAACAUUCUUCCCUCAGAAAGCAAUUCUGAAUGUAAAUAAGGUUGCCAUAAAGAUCUAUGAGAAAGCAGUGGUCAGUAAAUAAGCAAAAGAUUGGCAGCCUCGAUCAAGAGGUUAACGCACUGAAAAGUCUUAAACAUCAAAAUAUCAUCAGGCUUUAUGACUUUUUCGAAGACAGCCACUGUAUUUACCUCGUGACUGAGUACAUUGCAGGAGAGAGCCUUCUGACUUACAUGAAGCGGAAGCCUACCAAGAGGUGUAAUUUAGAACUUAGCCGAGAGAUUUUUAAGCAAAUUCUCAAUGGGAUAACUUUCUGCCACUCUAAAGGCUUUGCUCACCGGGAUAUUAAGCUUGAAAAUAUCUUAGUAACUAAGCAAGAGAACAAGCUUAAAACUGUAUUUGAAGCUCCUCUUGUCAAGAUAAUUGAUUUUGGCUUUGCCAGACAGUAUCAAAAUGGGGAGAAAGGAAGUACCUACUGUGGAACACCAAAUUAUAUGGCUCCAGAGCUGAUAAAAUAAGCAAUUGUUUGAUUACGAGCUAGCUGAUGUAUGGGCUCUAGGGGUUGUUUUCUAUGCUCUUAUGACUGGAUUUUUCCCUUUUAAAGGAGCAAGCAAUAAGGAUAUGUUUUCUAAAAUAAUCAAAGGGAAUUAUAUAAUUCCUGAACGAAUUAACAUUGGUCCAAAGAGGUUGAUAAUGAAAAUGCUUCAAGUUAAUCCCGAACAUCGGAGCCACCUCAAGGAUAUUACAGAUAAAUGGUUGAUGCAGGAUUCUGACGAUAAGCUCAAAGCUCAUAGAGUCAUGAAGAAGCAAUUGUUUGACCAACUACACAGCAGUAUGAUUAAUGUAAAAUAGGGUAGAUUGUAGCCCAAAACAGAGCCCUACCUUAAGCAGCAAAAUUAUGAAGCAAUUGAAUGGGAGCCAGAAUAAUUCAAAUUUCAAAGAAAGUAAAGACUUUAUUAAAAGCUACUUUACUUAUCAGUAUUCUCCAAUUGUGAGUAAAGGUGGAGGAAAGCUACCUCCCAUAAAUCGACUGUCAACAAGCAGAGAGACCAAGAAGGCUAGAGCUUCUUCUCUUGGAGGUACCAUUUUUCAAUAA
Messenger RNA from Moneuplotes crassus, 2441 nucleotides. NCBI's taxonomy places the organism in Eukaryota, Ciliophora, Spirotrichea, Euplotida, Euplotidae. The record is from the annotation of a GenBank genome assembly.